GCUUUCUCUUCUUCCAAUUUUCUUCCCCCGAUACCUAGCAAAAGCUCCCUUUAGUCAAAAGCUCCCUCCUUUUCUUUAAUCAUCUUCAUCCCCUCAUUUCAACUCACUGCCAUUAAACUAACUUAAAAUACCCAAAAAUAUUCUAAAACUAUUCUGAAUUUCUGAUUAAAUAAUACUCGACAGUUUCAGCAUUCUUUAAAUUGUUAAUGAUAUCAAACUUUAUGUACUAAAACAUAAACAUCGAUUGAACUCGACCUUACUAAUAAUCUACACUUAUAUAUGGCUUGGUUAUCCAACUGUGAAGCAUAGAAACCUGAGUUUCCUGCAAAAUUCCUCCUACCCCCUCCAGUACCUAACUUCUCCCAUCACCAUUUCCAUAAACCAGCAGCAGAAUGACCUCAAGACAGCCAUUCAAAUCAAAUUCAACGCCCAAAACAAGCAUAAUUUUCUUUACAGUAACAAUUUCUUCUUCUCUGGUUAUUCUGUUUGCCAUUCUUUAUUUCAUUUACUAUUUGUGGUACUCUUUGGUUAAAAGGUCUCGCACCAGCCCAUAUGAUACCACUACACCCUUAAACAAGCUCCAGAGGUAUAGUUACAAAGAGCUAAAGGAUGCCACCCAGAACUUCAGUGAUUCCAAUUCCAUUGGCAAAGGAGGCUCUGGAACUGUAUUCAGAGGUAUUCUUAAGAAUGGAAAAUUGGUAGCCAUAAAAAUUCUUGAUUCAACUUCAUUUCAGUUUGAACAGGAGUUUCAGAAUGAGUUAAAUAUUCUGGGUGCGCUAAAAUCUUGUCCUCUUGUUGUUAAUUUAUUGGGUUAUUGUGUGGAUAGAGAUCAGAGACUUGUGGUUUAUGAGUACAUGCCUAAUAAAAGCUUGCAGGAGUCUUUAUUUUCAGAGUCGAAUAAUAACUGUAAUAAUAUGAGUUUGAAUUGGGCUAGAAGGUUCGAUAUUAUACUUAAUGUUGCUAAGGCAUUGUCAUUUUUGCAUCUUGAAUGUGAUCCACCAGUGAUCCAUGGGGAUGUGAAGCCAAGCAAUGUGUUACUUGAUUCAGAGUUUAGGGCUAAACUUUCGGAUUUUGGGUUGUCGAGGUUGAAGCUUGAGGGUGAGUUUGGUGUCGAUUUGUUCAGUCAAGACUUGUGGAAAAGCCAAGAAUUAUUGAAGAGUGAAGAGCUUUCUGGGAACUUGAAUGCAGUUGGAGAAGGUGGUGAGAAUGAGACUCCAGCAAUUGGGACUCCAGUGGAGAGUCAUGAUCAUGAUGAGGUAGAUUUUGCUCUGGCUUUGCAAGCUUCUUCUUCGUCAAAAAAUAGUUGUAGAAGUCAUCAUAAUGUGAAAAAUUUGGCUCUAAAUUCUUUAAAUUGGAGAAGUGAUUUUGGGAAUGAGAUUGAUAUUAAAGAUAGGAUUGUGAAGGGGAAGGAGGUCUCGACUAUCUCGACUAUCGAAAAUGGCAAGGGGGACGAUAACAAGUCUGUGAAUUAUAACGAUGAGCUAAGUAGCAUUAGCCCAAGUAAGGAGUCGAACUUGAAUGCUGCUAUGGUUACGGAUGAUAAUGAUAGUAACAAUGUGGGUGCAAAACAAUGGGGAAAGGAUUGGUGGUGGAAACAGGAUGGUAAUGGUGAAUUGCGCAGUAGAGAUUAUGUCAAGGAGUGGAUAGGAAGCCAAAUCUACCAUUCAACUAAUUCUAAUUGGGACGAAGAAAAUCAAUGCCCCCCAUUGAGAAUUUCAACGCGGCUGGAGAAAUUUGAAAAAGCUAAUGAUAAUCACUUACAAGAACUGGGAUUUGAGUGUCAUGAGGGUGCAAUUGAGAAGGAAGAAUCAAAGAGGCAUCAGAAGAUUCAAGAAUGGUGGAAAGAAGAACACCUCGACGAACUUAGCAAGAAGAAGAAUAAUAAGGUGAAAAAGUUUCAAAUAAGGAGUACGAAACUGUUCAAAGUACGCUUACGCUUCAAAAGGAAGAGAAAAUCGAGUCACAAGAGCCACAAUGUGAAUGAUCCAGGUACGGAGUUCAGUUUUAGGAAGGGUUGGAAGAAGAAGGAUUCCAAAUCUGUAGGGAGUGAUAAGUGGAGUGGAGAUCUUUUCAGUCGAGAGUUGAGUAGCACAACGAGCAUGAGGGGUACUUUGUGCUAUGCUGCACCGGAAUACAGUGGGUGUGGAUACUUAAUGGAGAAGGCCGAUAUUUACAGCUUUGGCGUUUUAAUACUCGUAAUUGUCUCAGGUAGACGGCCACUUCACGUACUUUCAUCACCGAUGAAGCUCGAGAAAGCAAACUUGAUAAGCUGGUGUAGGCACUUGGCUCAUACUGGAAACAUAUUAGAACUCGUGGAUGAGAGACUUAAUGAUGAGUAUGACAAGGACGAGGCUAGCUUGUGUAUUAAUUUGGCCCUUGCUUGCCUACAAAAAAUGCCUGAACUGCGGCCUGACAUUGGAGAGAUUGUUAAGAUUUUGAAACGGGAAAUGGAAAUCCCAACGCUUCCCUUCGAGUUUUCUCCGUCUCCUCCUCCAAAAUUUCCCAGCAGGUCAAGGAGAAAUAAUAGAACAAUGUAGAUCAGCUUCUCUUUGUUCUUCAUAUCCACUGUAUGCAGGACGUACACUUUGGUUAUUAUUGUUAUUAUUAUUAUUAUUAUUAUUAUUAUUAUUUUCUUUGAUGUA
This is a messenger RNA of Olea europaea var. sylvestris, 2642 nucleotides long. RefSeq names its product putative receptor-like protein kinase At1g80870. NCBI's taxonomy places the organism in Eukaryota, Viridiplantae, Streptophyta, Magnoliopsida, Lamiales, Oleaceae. The transcript has a single exon. The record is from RefSeq and is a predicted model, not a curated record. Gene Ontology annotation, molecular function: ATP binding; protein kinase activity. Gene Ontology annotation, biological process: protein phosphorylation. The coding region runs from base 393 to 2537 and encodes 714 amino acids.